This is a messenger RNA of Pimephales promelas (fathead minnow), 2375 nucleotides long. The record is from RefSeq and is a predicted model, not a curated record. Lineage: Eukaryota; Metazoa; Chordata; Actinopteri; Cypriniformes; Leuciscidae.
AGCGAACUUUUAUUUUGGCGACAUGUUGGAACCAGGAAGUAGUAGGAAAGAAAUCUGACGUUUCAUGAGUAGAUUUUCAUUGUAAUAAUUCGAAGAUGACACGGGCCAAACCAGAGGAUGAUGAAUACUGGAACAGCUCUAAAUUUAAAGCGUUCACAUUUGAUGAUGAUGACGAUGAGUUUUCAAGACUGAAAGAGUCCAAACGGGCUGUGAACAGCAUUCUGGUGGGUGAUUAUGAUGAUGACGAUGAAGAUGACGUUGAGAGAGUCAGCUGGACUGGGGAACCUGUGGGAAGCAUCUCUUGGUCGGUCAAGGAAACUGCCUCCAGUAUCCGCUCAGGGAGUGAGCAGAGCUUUCCCAAAAUAGACACCACUCCUUCACUGUCCAAACAAGGGUCCGGAUAUUCCCUGAGUUCCCUGUUUAAAGCAAGGAGCAAACCUGGCGCUUUCCAGUCCUUCUCAGAGUCUUUUAGCGACACAUCUACUAGAACAUAUGCACCAGAGCUGAGGAAGCCCAGGUCAGAUGGAAAGGAUUUUGUCAGCAACCUGAGUCCAGAGGAAACCGUGAGGAGAAUGCAGAAAGGACGGGCAUUCUCCCUGGAAAAGUUCCACUCUCUGCAGGACAAACUUCUGCUGCUGGAUGAAGCCGUCGCUGUUUAUGAUGGCAACGUCAUCACUGCUGUGAGCUGCGCUUCACAUACUAACCCUCUACAGAAGCACUGCCAUGAUUUAGAAACAGCUUGUUUACACUAUGCUUAUUCACUGAUCCUUUACAUUCUCAUACUGCAGGUCUUGAUAUAUCUAAAAAGGUCAUUAAGUAAAGAAAUCCUCUUUCGAGAGUUAAUGGCGAGAGAUGUGGCUUUGCGUCAUUACGUUCACUAUUUAAAAGAGACGGGAGAACAAAAGCUUUUGGUGGAGUUACUGAAGGCUCUUGGCAGGACAGAAGAUAUGGCGUUGAUCCAAUACAAGGAGCACUUGAAUAUUAAGGAUGAAGGGCGAAGAAGAGACUUCCUCAAAAGUUGCCUCAGCCUUCCUUUUUCUCAUGACGAUGCCACUCUCGUUCAAGACCACUAUACACUCCUCGAGAGGCAAAUAAUCAUAGAGGCUAGUGACAAGAAGGCAGAUGCAGAUAUCUUUAAAAAGUUCCCUAGAAAAGCAUCUAUCCUUAAUAUGCCAAUCAUCACCACACUGUACUACUCCUGCUUUUACCAUUACGGAGAGUCAGAGGGAACUUUUAGCAGCCCUUCAAACAUAAGAAAAACUUUCCGGAUUUCAGAAAAGCAGUACAUUCUCAGAGCUCUUGGCGCAAGAGCGAAAUUGAAAUCAUGGUUUGAUGUGGAUAGUCUGUUCAACACCAAGAACUGGCUGGGGUACACCAAGAAAAGGUCUCCCAUUGGCUUUCACAGGGUGGUGGACAUCCUGCAGAAGAACAGCGCCCCUGUACAGGUCCUGCAAGAGUAUGUGAAUCUCAUCGACGACCCAGAACUCAAGCUCAGCGUGGCUCUGAAAUAUAAAUGCCACGACGUCAUCAUCAAUACAUACAGAGACCUGAAGGACCGACAGCAGCUUAUUGUUUAUGGAGAGAAGCUGGAACGAGACUCGGUCGAGUACAGGAAGAUUCAGGAACUCCUCAAUAGCGGGCAAAUCCGGUGGAAAAACUGACACAUGGAUCCUGACACAAGGCAGAGACAAUAUUGCACAUGUGAAACACUGAUGCUGCUUAAUAUGGAGCCUUUGGAGAGGUUAAACCUGGACAAGCAGGACUGAAAUCCUCACCGAACAUUUCAAAGAACCAGUGAAGUGAGUCAUUCUGGAGUGACUCUUUUGCAAAUGCAUCUGUUCAGUACGAUUAAACUGCCAAGUGUCCUUCUGCCAACUCUACAGGUGAACAUUUAUAAGGGAAUAAGGGAGGUUGCUGACUUGAACAGCAUGUUCUUAAAGCCCUCACACCUAUUUGUUUGCCUGCUUAUGGAUUUAUGAACAUUCCUCACUAUUCACUGCUUUUUACAUUAAACAUAAUAGGAUACUGACACAAAUGUUUGAGGUUUACACAAGCUUUCUGGUAAAUACAUGACUGAAGGUGAGAAUCUUGGUAGGAUAAAAGCUGUUAAAGAAGUUUUUGACUGUUGCGACAGGAAAGAAUUGUCACAGUUUCUGCAAAUGGUGGUCAAUUUAUAACCACAGUUCAAGCUCAUAAAAGCUGUUAGAGGAAGUUCCCCUGAUGUUUCAUUUUGGGGACUUGUAAUCAUAUAGUAGAUUGUGUCAUAUAACCUUUAGGAUUUCCAUAAGUCUUAGUUCUUUCAACUCUAGAAGAUCUAAACAAAUUGCAGAUAAACUUUAUACAGCUUAAAUUUACAGCUGUGGGAUUACAGUUUA